Amoebophrya sp. A25 is the source of this 3207-nucleotide messenger RNA. Lineage: Eukaryota; Dinophyceae; Syndiniales; Amoebophryaceae. The record is from the annotation of a GenBank genome assembly.
GUGGUUGUAAUUUCUUUUCAAGUCAGUCUUCGUAUCCGAGAAUUUGAUCUUCGUGUUUCCUACUUAGCUUAAGUGCGCCGAGAUAACCCCUUCCCUUGAAUGAAUAUCAUUCAACAUUCGUUGUGUUUGAUGUUUUUUUUUUGUUGUCCUUGUUCUUGUUGUGAGUCUCGGUUUGCUAGGUUGCCGUAUGGAUUUCUAGUAGAAGAGCAUUUUGUGUAUCCGACCUUCUUCAGCAGGCUGACGUCAGCGUGAACGUAUUGUACAUACAAGUGCUGGUUGAACAACAACAAAAGAGUGUCUUGAAAAUAAGUAAUCUUAACCCCUAUCAAGAAGAACAAACAAGAUGAACGACGUUGAUCGUGCCUUGUUCGGGGGCAAAGACCCCGAUGAUAUCAUCAUCCGGCAUCCGUUUGCGGCUCCUCGAGAUGAUGAUGGUUUUGCGGCGCCCUUGCCUAUUCCUGUUGGGAAGGCGGCAUCGCCAGCUUCGAAACCAGAGGUGACCACGAAAAGCACAGAGGCGCAACCGGCGUCCAGCAGUGGAGAUCUAUCCAAGCCAGAGUUAAGGGCCUUGAAACAUGUUCCAUCCUUGAAUUUCUUUUUCAUUUACAACAGAAUUUCUCCUCAGCAGCUGCUGUAUCUUUUUCAUGAUUUUCUUCUGCACUAGCAACAGCCACUACUUCUCUGAUAGUUUCAUGGUGUUUUGACACUGAUUUAGUUUUAGCGUAGCACGCUGUGGAUGUUGCUACAAGUCGGACGUGAAUAAAGGAAAAACGAAAUAUCUGUGUCAGUCUUUGGUUACUUUAUUGAAGAUAGUAGAAGUUGUAGGGGACGUGGAGAGUAGGAAGGUCAAGUUUUUCUUUCUGCACCUGAUACGUGUUAUUUUGUCUAAUAAUUUUGAGUGGUGACUCCGCGCCGAAAAAGACGCCAAAUGCGGAGGUGAACUCGUGGCACCUGGAGCAGGCUCCCGACAGCGAAUUUCGGCACGAGCAUACGGGGAGUGAGGUGGAUCAGGCCAAGAAAAUGCAAGAUAAUUUCGAGAAGAUGCAAGAAUCCAUGAAGUCUCACUUCGGGAAUGUGAUCUAUCACGAAGAUGGCCGUAUCGAGAACAACGAGCAGGUGCGCUACGACACUACCGGAGCCGCGAUCAACCCAGCGUUUGCCGCAAAAGCUAACAUGACGCCGAACUUAUGUCACAAGUCGACUAAAUAUGGAAAUGGAUCGAUCGCGUUCACAUCUCAACAGUCAGUUGUAGUCAUAAAAGGAUCAAUGUCCAACGUUGCUCGUUUUCAUGCUUGUACUUAAGUAAGCUUGUCCGUCGUUGCAGGCUUUUGGUUUUGUCCAUGGCAGUGUAGCUGUAGAUAUAUAUUUAUAUAAUUUGUUUUUUCGUUGGUCUUGUCUUCUCUAAUUUUGAUGUUUGCAAUCAACACUUUGCAACUUGGCGCGCCCUUGCCACCGGGGAUGAUGAUGAUGAUGAAUGACGGAGUCCUUCUAGACAGCGCAGAUAGCGGAACUUUCGGAACUCCUGCUGCUCCACCGGCUGGGCUGAAGCCUGCGUCCGCUCUUUAUGCUGAUAACCGAUCUGCGAUCGCUCCGCCGAACCGUGGCCUGGACCAACAAAUGUUUAUGUCGCAUAUGGAAUGGGCACGAACGUCGGCUAAAGGAAAAGGCAAGAAGAAAGGACCCGGAGGCGAUCCCGAUGCCCGCGUCUGGAUUGGAGGCCUGCCGGACGAUAUCACGGAGGACCGCAUGCGAGCAAAAUUUGGCCACUUUGGCAUGCUCGUAGACAUCGAUAUCAAGUACCAGCCGAUCGAAAAGGUAACUUUUACAGGUUACUUACUCGUCCUGCGGGUGCACAUGCAAGAGCCUACUCUGUAUUAGCUCCUGGUGCCAUGAGAAAAAGUACUCGGAGCUUCACUGGCAUUCCUUCUGUGUCAUUUACUUUCACGACUCUUCAUUCUAUCUUCUACUCGCGCAUGUGCUUUCUUACAAGUACAAGUAUGACAUCGCAACUUCACUGAUUUUACAGGGUGGAGGCCCUCCUUUCGCAUUCUUGCAGUAUGAGACGUUUGCCGAAGCCCAAAAAGUCAUCGAGGAAAUGGAUCAGCUUCGUGUUUUUGACGAAAAGAACAGGAUUAAGGUACUAUUGCUCCGCUCCUUCUAUUUUUCAAUUUCAUGCAGCAUGUUUCUUUUCGUCUGUAAUGUUGACGAAGAAAAAAAAAAUCUAUCCUGGGACACUGUGUUGUACCUUAUAGAUAUACUUUUAAUCUGAACAAUCAAUGCAAAGAGUAGUUUGAGUCUUUCUCUUUGACUAGCACUCCCUGACAAAAUAUGUCAUUCCUGAAAGUCAUACAUCCUAAGGUUUGUGGAUGUUCCGCUGCGGCGAAAGCGGCAGCACGUCAACGAACUUUGGAGCGCAACGCCUGGGAAGCGAAGGAACGCGCAAGGGAAAAGGGGCUUGGACAGCUGGAAGGCGAGGACGGUAAGGUGAUUGAGGAUGACCUAGAUUUCAAAGGUAAAAAAGGUGGAGGAAAGGGAGACGGCAAGGGCAAGGGCAAAGCCCCCAGAAAAGGAGAUGGAGUCUUUGCAUCCGGGGCGGACGGGAAGAAGACGGCGGCUGAUCUCGAGGCAGAACGCGUCGCUGCGCGCUGGAAGCUGCUCUGGGAGAAGGAGAAGAAACAAAAGGCAGAGGAGGAGGCGUUCAAGAGGAAGGAACGCAGAAGAGAACUGGGUCUGCCGUCCACGACCCCCCCGCGACGCCCGCGCAGUCCGCGGCGCAGCCGCUCCCGUGGACGGCGCGACGACCGCAGGGAUGACCGCGGCCGCGAUCGUCGCGACUACGAUCGGGACCGUCGUUAUGACGACCGUCGUGACGACCGAGAUCGCAAUGAUAGAGACCGUCGUGACCGUGGCAGCGAUGAUUAUCGUGGUGACCGUGAACGCCGAGGUGGUGGUGAUGAUGAUCACCGAAGGGACCGUGAUCGCGAAAUGAGGCAUCGGGACGACGGCGAGCAACGUGGUCGGGACCGAGGCCGAGACCAGGAUGGCGGCGGAGACCGGGAACGGACACGUGAUCGAGGAGAUCAUCACGAUGACAGACAUGAUGACAGGGUCGUGCUCAAGGAGAACCGCCGAGGUGGUGACGACGAAGGUCGGGGCGAUCGUGGUCGGGAACGGGAGCGCCGCAGAGGCGCUGAGGACCUGGAGUAA